Aegilops tauschii subsp. strangulata is the source of this 2618-nucleotide messenger RNA. RefSeq lists its product as uncharacterized. Lineage: Eukaryota; Viridiplantae; Streptophyta; Magnoliopsida; Poales; Poaceae. The record is from RefSeq and is a predicted model, not a curated record.
AGAAGAGUCUAGUGCACGAGACACGCUUUCGGUACAUCGGUGGACACACCAUCUCUCACGACAGCGACCCAAAGAAACACGUUAAGACCCAAACCCUUGUGCUCUCCAGACGCGUAGUUCAUCGUCAGUCUCCACCAACCAUAAAUAAUCAGGUAGCAGCACGGAUCCGCAGCGGCACCAGCGAUGGCAGAGUUCUCGUGGCUCACGGCGCUAGGGUUCGUCUUCCUGACCUUCAACUCCGGCAUGGCCGUGUACCGCUCCAACGGCGACGCGGGGUCCGUCAUCUUCGUCGCCGUCUCCUACCUCGACCUCGUGGCCCUCUUCGCCUGCCUGCGCCUCUACGAGCGCCUCGACCGCCACUCCCCCCGCCGGGAGCGGAUCAAGGCCGCCGUCUGGGCGCUCACCACGCUGCUCACCGUCAUGUUCACCUACAAGGUCGCCGAGGUCAUGCCGCUCGCCGUCAAGCUCCUGGUCUGGGCGAUGGCCGCCGCCACCACCUGCGGCGGCUUCUACGUCUUCUUCGUCCACGACGACAAGCCGUACCAGCAGCUGCAGGACGCGUCGGCCGCCGCCGAGCGCGGGGACGUCGCCAACUAGUGGCUAUAUUAGACGGCGGCUGGGCGCUGGCCGCCGCGAGGUACGUGCUUCGGUGCUAACAGCGGCGUCGGGCGUUAGAUCUGGGGGCAAACUAUUAGGUCGUUCCUGUAUCUUGGCUGUUUUUCUUCCCUUUUUUUGCCGGCUUGCUGUCACAUGGUCUGCUUUGGCUUGCCGGCGUGCUCGGAUUAGCAGAUCUGGAAUUUGGCCACCCGCAGAUGAGAUCUGUCCAGUUUGAUGAUGUGCUUGUUGAUCAAAUUAAUAAUUGCGUGCCCUGUUGAGAAGUGAGUUUGUGUUGAUUAUAGUUCCUGAUUGGACCAUCAAAUUGGGCGUGUCUCGACAGCUUGAGGUAAGUGGAGUGUAUUGCAAUUGUGUAAGGGCUCUAUUUGCAUCAGGAGGAGGGUAGGGGAACAGAUGCUGAGUGAGUAGAGAAGAAACCAGAGAAAAGCCAUAGUCUGCGAAAGUGGAUGAUCCCUUUGGUACAGAGGUGGUGUGGAAACUGCAGAUAGUUUCCUUGAAUUUGUGUGAACAGUGAAUUGUCGUGACUAACCGCAAGUUGACAAACCAUGACUCCACAGGAACUUUAGAUUGAACAUGUGGCCACUGGAAAUUUGAUCAACGAACGGAAAAUAUUUCAACUGUAUUUGAGGUAUGAGAGCAUGAGUCGAAAUCAGUCAAACCAUUGGUGGCCUCAUCAGCGUGCAAUUGUUUUUGCACUCUCUUAACGAUUUCAGCUGAUUUAUGUCCGUGCUUGCAAAGAGCGUCUGGAUUGCUCUUACCACCUGGAUAAAUAUCUUUUCAUGGAUCAUUCAAGAAACUUGAAGUGCAGAUAUCCUUCAUACCUUUUCUUGUCAAGAAAAUAUGACUAAGACAAUAAAUGGGCAAUAUUUCAACUGGAUUUGAGAUAGGAGAUCAAGAGUCAAAAUCAUUCAACCAUUGGUGGCCUGAUCAGUGUGCAAUUGUAUUUGCACUCUCUUAAAGAUUUCAGCUGAUUUAUGUCCCUGCUUGCGAAGAGCUGCUGGUUUACUCUCAACUUAACGCAAAAGUAUGGAUGCUGUGAACCACGUCACCUCCUGGAUGAAGGAGAUCAUUUCACGGUUCAUUUAAGAAGAUUGGCAAAGUGCAGAGAUCCUUCAUAUGCCUUCAAGAAAAUAAGACAAGACAAGAUUGUGUGCAGAGACUGGAGAGCCAGAAUAUUAAUGAGUAGGGAAGUGUUCACGUCAGAAGAACAAUGAGGAGAGAACUUGUUCAUGUUUGCUUUUCUGUUUACCAGCAUACCGAUGAACUUUGCUUAAUGAAAAUAUAAGCACAGACUAGGAGAGAACUUGUUCAUGUUUGCUGUUUCAGUUUACCAGCAGACCGAUGACUGUUCGUAAUAAAAAUAUAAGCACAGACUAAGACAGCUCAUUGAUAACUAUGUGUAGUGGGAGCUAGGAAAGGGCCAUUGGAAUAUAUUAUCAGCAGUAAUGGGUGACACAUACAAGGGAAUAGAUACAAGAAAAUUUACAAAGCAGUGGAUGUUCAAGUAGAAUCAAAUAUAUUACAGCUAUGACAAUGCCGAUGCCAGUGCCAAUUCCGAUGCUACCCGGCCAGCCGACAGCAAGGUGAGUUGCAAGGGAAGAGAAAAGGCCAAGAUAUAAUAACCCCUAGUUGCCCAAAUAUAAUUUGCCGUCGCUGUUGCCUGAGGUAUGUGCUGCGCUGUAGCAAGUGCCCAGCCUGCCCUAUUUACGCGUUUAAGUUGAAUAAAUUCCACUAUCUACGAGCUAUAAGCUGUAGCCUUCACAUAAAUUGUAUUGUGUCUAUCUAUGAUUAUAUCGUAUGUCGUUCAUGUCUGUCACCGUUGCUUUGUCGAGCUCUGACUAGUUCUUGGAAGUAUAUUUGAUGGCUGGGUUAAGUAUUGUACACCACUGGCGCCAACUCUAGUGUCGUUUGCUCCUCGUUGUAAUAUUAGGGGCUUCAUCAUGGGAUAUUCAUGGUCUGUAUUCAGUAUUUCUGUAUAAAAUGGGUGCUUCUGUGCUGUCCUA